Penicillium alfredii is the source of this 939-nucleotide messenger RNA. RefSeq names its product cysteine and histidine-rich domain-containing protein. The record is from RefSeq and is a predicted model, not a curated record. NCBI's taxonomy places the organism in Eukaryota, Fungi, Ascomycota, Eurotiomycetes, Eurotiales, Aspergillaceae. The transcript has 3 exons. The coding region runs from base 1 to 939 and encodes 312 amino acids.
AUGGCUGGCAAGUGUGUCCACAAGGGCUGUGGGAAAACCUUCGCCGACCCGGAAGAGGCGUGCGUGUACCAUCCGGGUCCCCCAGUGUUCCACGAGGGGCAAAAGGGCUGGAAAUGCUGCAAACCCCGCGUCCUGACCUUCGAAGAAUUCCUCGCAAUCCCACCAUGCACCACCGGCAAGCAUUCCACCGUCGACGACACGCCGGCACCUGCGCCUUCCAAGGCCGAAGAUGCCACUCCACCCCCUGCUCCGACCGCUACUAAAACAACUAUACCUGAACGACCGGCUAUUGCCCCGGCCGUUGCACCCCAGGCUACGUCUCCCAAGCCGCCGGUAGAAGAGCCCGACUCGGAUGAUCCAUCGUUGGAGAUUCCUGCCAACGCGACAUGUCGCCGCAAAGGUUGCGGUUUGAGUUACAAUGGGUCUACGGCGAGAGAUGAGGAGAAAUGUGUGCACCACCCGGGACACCCGAUCUUCCACGAGGGUAGCAAGGGAUGGUCCUGUUGCAAGCGACGGGUGCUGGAAUUUGACGAGUUUCUCAAGAUCCCGGGCUGCACAGAGAAAACAAGGCAUUUGUUUGUGGGCCAGGCCAAACCACUGGGUGAGGAGAAAGUCGAGUCGAUCCGGAACGACUUCUAUCAGACAGCGGCUUCGGUGAAUGUCUCUCUCUACCUGAAAAAGAUCGACAAGGAGCGUGCUCGCGUCGAGUUUUCCCCUACCGCAAUCACCUUUGACCUGCCUACCUCGGACAACAAGCGGUUCCAGGAUACCUAUCCCUUGUUUGCGCCCGUUGACGCGGAGAAGUCGAGCUUCCGGGUGCUAGGAACCAAGUUGGAGUUGACCCUGGUCAAGGCGGAUGGCACCAGCUGGCCGGUGUUGCGCAGCGAUGAGAAAUGGAGUGGGCAGCGCAUCCAGAUUGGCAAUGCUGGACGAGCAUGA